AUGAAACAUGCGGGGCCAAUAACUUCACGAGCAAUCAACGUAUCAGAUGACAUCCUUUACUCAGCAUCCGUCAAAUCGUCGCUGACGACGGCGUCCUCCGCCUCCGACGACGCCUCCAUCAAGUUGUCGCGGUGCAGCUUCUGCAGCGGGGACCGGCCCUAUUCCCUGACCAUCACCCUCCUGGCCAAAUACUCGCCGGUCAAGGCGUUUACCCUGGCAUCCGACGGCGGCAUCCUCUACGGCGAAUGCUCCGACGGCUACGUGCAUUACUGGCUGAAGGGUUGGUUUUCCGGCCAACUGCAAUACGGCGCCGCACUUCAAGGCCAUACGCACGCGGUGAUGUGCUUAGCCAACGUGGGGAAUUAUGUGGUGAGCGGGUCAGCCGAUUCGAGUUGUCAGGUUUGGGUCGGGGACCCACAAGAUGGUCAGCACCGAUGUUUUGCCGCGCUUCAAAGCCAUAGCAGGCCGAUCAGGUGCGUCGCGGCGUUCCUUGGUUAG
Molecule: messenger RNA, 498 nt
Organism: Oldenlandia corymbosa var. corymbosa
Lineage: Eukaryota; Viridiplantae; Streptophyta; Magnoliopsida; Gentianales; Rubiaceae
Source: the annotation of a GenBank genome assembly